Balaenoptera acutorostrata (minke whale) is the source of this 720-nucleotide messenger RNA. RefSeq names its product small nuclear ribonucleoprotein D1 polypeptide (gene SNRPD1). Gene Ontology annotation, biological process: spliceosomal snRNP assembly; RNA processing. Gene Ontology annotation, molecular function: RNA binding. The transcript is spliced from 5 exons. NCBI's taxonomy places the organism in Eukaryota, Metazoa, Chordata, Mammalia, Artiodactyla, Balaenopteridae. The record is from RefSeq and is a predicted model, not a curated record. Bases 135 to 494 code for a protein of 119 amino acids. Gene Ontology annotation, cellular component: SMN-Sm protein complex; commitment complex; U4 snRNP.
CGUCCGCAGUGGUACGCGCGGUCUUUACGUCGGAACCCUGGGAGUGUUUCCGGCCAUUCAUAUUCGUAGCCGGUCGGCGCUCGGUUUUUCGGUUUUGUGUGCUCUUGGACUGAAAGGGUGACGGCGCCGCUAGGAUGAAGCUCGUGAGAUUUUUGAUGAAAUUGAGUCACGAAACUGUAACCAUUGAAUUAAAGAAUGGAACACAGGUCCAUGGAACAAUCACAGGUGUAGAUGUCAGCAUGAAUACACAUCUUAAAGCUGUGAAAAUGACCCUGAAGAACAGAGAACCUGUACAGCUGGAAACACUGAGUAUUCGAGGAAAUAACAUUCGAUAUUUUAUUCUGCCAGACAGCUUACCUCUGGAUACACUUCUCGUGGAUGUUGAACCGAAGGUGAAGUCUAAGAAGAGGGAAGCUGUUGCAGGAAGAGGCCGAGGCCGAGGAAGAGGAAGAGGACGUGGCCGAGGAAGAGGAAGAGGGGGUCCUAGGCGAUAAUAUCUCUCAAGACUACUAUUUCGAAGUAGUAGGUUUUGUUUGUUUAUGGCAGACGAAGAAGAAGAAGACGUGGCAGAGGAAGACUACGUGGCUAAGUUAGAAGAUGGUGGAGUCCUAAGCAAACUGUGUCUCUCAAGGUUAUGGUUUUAAAGUGAUCGAUGCCCUGGCUGCUUUUUGUACAGGCUUUGUUUGUUUGUGGCAGUUUUUAAUAAACAUAAAUGUAGGA